Molecule: messenger RNA, 1068 nt
Organism: Leguminivora glycinivorella
Lineage: Eukaryota; Metazoa; Arthropoda; Insecta; Lepidoptera; Tortricidae
Exons: 2
Coding region: 472-780 (102 amino acids)
Source: RefSeq, a predicted model, not a curated record
GUCGCAAGAUGGCGUUGGCAUUAUUAAAAUAAACAAGAAUGACGUGCAUUUGCGUCGGUGUAGACCCAUCAUGAAAACGUAGAUAUGAUAAUUUUAUAUUUAAAAAAAAGCUAACGUGACAUAAAUUUGACAAAUGUCUAAAAGAAAUAUAGUAUCUUCUGUGUAAUAUCUUCUUCCGUGCACGUGUGAUUUAUUGUUUAGUCAAUUUAAAUAUCACUCUAAGUAAGAACUGUUAGACAAAACACUCGUAGCAUAAUUGUAUAUUUCAAUAUAUCACAGCCAUACAUUUUUAUAUUCUUUCAGGUGAUUCAGCUUACCCACAGAGGCAAACACUACUGAUGGAUGCACUGACUUUUGGAUGCACCUGUAGGAUCUCCAGAAGCUCGUUAUACCGCUUUACAAGUUCGAGCCCGCAACUGUAUAGAGCGGUGUUUUGGGCGACUAAAAAUCAGUUGGUAGUGUUUGUCGUCAAUGGAGAAACUGCACUACAAGCCAGCAGCGGCAGCUAAGAUCGUUAAAACGUGUUGUGUGCUUGACAAUAUAGCUAACAAAGCGAAUUGUGAACUGCCUCCGCUGAACCGACACGAAGAACAGGAGCAGCAGCAGGAGCAGAGAUUAGCGGCGGAGUUUGACGCCCGUCAGCAGAAUGCUGAUAUUUAUUUGGCAAUGGCUCCUGACAGGUGUUGGCUAAACAAAGAGCUGCAGCUGGGUCGCGCUGCUCGUCAAGCGCUUGUCCGGCAGUUAGCAAAUUAUGAAUGCGGAGCACCUUGCUACUACUAAAAUGGAGAACCCGGACCUGUUAGCGACAUGGAACUGACCAGGACCGUCGUGGGCUCCUCAUGUGCCACCCCCGGAUACCUUUUCUGAUUGUGGUGUUUACAGUACAGUAGUGUACAUAUUCAUGAAAAAAAAAUUGUGGGUACUUUUUUUUACAUUUUUAAAAAACGCACUCUGCAUGGUUUUGGAGUUUCGACUUCGUGCUAGAUAAAAACCCCCAGGCAAGAGCAAACAAUUUUUUUUCCUAGCCUAUAUUUGUGACCCACUGCAAAGGCCUCUCUUUUCUUCCGC